Molecule: messenger RNA, 4185 nt
Organism: Anoplopoma fimbria (sablefish)
Lineage: Eukaryota; Metazoa; Chordata; Actinopteri; Perciformes; Anoplopomatidae
Gene: pigq
Product: phosphatidylinositol glycan anchor biosynthesis, class Q
Exons: 14
Coding region: 139-1947 (602 amino acids)
Biological process (GO): GPI anchor biosynthetic process
Cellular component (GO): membrane; endoplasmic reticulum
Source: RefSeq, a predicted model, not a curated record
GCAACGGACUGUCAACAAACAAUAUGGCGACUUAGCAAAACUCUACUCGACGUUACAAAUGGAGGGUGAACGCUUCUCUCGGUGUUAAAGAAGAUCAUCAGAGCUGCUGGAGGCUGAACGCUGAGCUUCAGUGACAUCAUGGUGCUGAAGGUUUUCUUCCCACAGUGCUGUAACCGGGCGGACAGCGGCCUGCUGGUCGGACGCUGGAUCUCUGGCCAUGACUCAGCCGUAGUGCUGGCGGUCAUUCACUACCCGUUCAUCCCGGGACAGGUCAAACAGUACGUCCAGAAGAUGCAGGCCAAGAGUGGGGUGGAGCUGUCGGUGCUGGGCUCGUGGAGUUUACCCAAAGACGGUCAGGAGGGCAUGGAGAGCUUCCUCAGAGACCUCAGCACCAUCUUCCCCAAGGAACGAUGGCUCCAGAUCAACCGCGAGCUGGGCAAGAUGGGCUUCACCUGCCAGGUCCUCCACCGGGAUCAGAAUGGAAAAGUAGUUCAGUGGGAGAAGAAAAAGAAGGUUGAGGGAGGUGACGGCGAGUCUGGAGGUGAUGAAGAACAGCAGCAGGAGGAGGAGGAGGAAGAGGGGAAGGUGAUCUUCGUCCACUACGAGCAGAAGCAGGUGAUGUUCUCGCAGCUUCACCCCGUCGAGAACGGAGUUCCUGACCCCAAAACGGAUCCGCCGUCCGAGCUGAGACAGAUGUUCCAGACGGUGGCCGGCAACGCUCCCCUGUUCUUCUUGGACCGAUACGACGAUGGUCCGCUGAAGUCGACUCACUGGCAGUCUGAAGGCCGGGAGGCCAGCAUCAUCGUGGAGCUCCUGAAACAGGCCUCCAUCCCGCUCUGCAUGCUCAUCAGCUGGCUGCUCUCCAUCUGGUCCUGGAUCUGUAACUUCCGGAUCUUCAGUCUUUACCCGCUGCGCUUCCUGUCCAGUAAGUUGUCCACCUGCGUCCAGCUGAGCUACAGAACGGAACACAUGAGGACGCUCAGCUCAAUGAAACCCGCCGCCGGACACACGCAGUUCAUGAGGAAAGCGAACAUCGUGGUGUCCUUCCUGGUGGACGUGUCUCUCGGCAUGUUGCUCAUCUGGUGGCUCUACAGAGACAACCACAUCUCCAUGUUAGCCAACGCACUGGUGCCUGCAGCUGAUCAUGUGGCUAAAGAGCUGGAGGAGCUGCUGCAGUGGCUGAUGGGAGCUCCCGCCGGGCUGAAGAUGAACCGGGCCCUGGAUCAGGUCCUGGGCCGCUUCUUCCUCUACCACAUCCACCUGUGGAUCAGCUACGUCCACCUGAUGUCCCCCUUCAUCGAGGGGAUCCUGUGGUACGGAGGCCUGUCGGCCUGCUUCGGCCUGACCUUUGCCCUCUCGCUGCUCUCCGACAUGGUCGCCCUGCUCACCUUCCACAUCUACUGCUUCUACGUCUACGGAGCCAGGUUGUACUGUCUGAAGAUCUACGGCCUCUCGUCUCUCUGGAGGCUCUUCAGAGGGAAGAAGUGGAACGUCCUGAGACAGAGAGUGGACUCCUGCUCCUAUGACCUGGACCAGCUCUUCAUCGGGACGCUGCUGUUCACCGUCCUGCUGUUCCUGCUGCCGACCACAGCGCUCUACUACCUGGUCUUCACUCUGCUGCGUCUGGUGGUGGUGCUGUUCCAGGGAGUCCUCCACCUCAGUGUGGACUUCAUCAACUCCUUCCCUCUGUUUGCUGUGGUCCUCCGCCUCACUCGCUCCUACCGACUGGCAGAGGGUGUGAAGUUCAGGGUGCUGUGUGAAGAGCCUGGGACGGCCCUGCACCUGCUGAUGGAGAUUAACCCUUUGAAGUUCAGCUCGGUGGUUCAGACCUACCGCACCCCAACUUACAGCUGUUACCCCAAAGACUCGUGGGCGGCCCUCAUUAAGAAACUGUUUGUUGGGGAGCUGAUUUACCCCUGGAGGCACAAAACCACCAAGACGGACUGAGAGACAUCAGCCACAGAUGUGAGAGAGAGAGAGAGAGAGAGAGAGAGAGAGAUGAGGGAACAGAGGAAAGGGAAGUGACUGAAUAAAUAAUGAGAUGGAGGGAAACAUGUUAUGUUCGUGUUAGAUGAGUAGAACGACACAGAAACACAGAACCUGACGGUGUCACCUCUCUUUUUAUUUGAUCAGUUUGAAGAAGAGGAACAAAAAUGAGUGCAGCGAACACGACAUAAACAUAAAAACCAGCAAGUAGUCAUGUCCUGCUGUUGUAAGAAACUGUGAUCGUAAAUUAGAAAAUAAAGGAUUUUCAUCAUGUAGUGAAACUAAUUUACGAUCACAGUUUCACUACAUGAUGAAAAUCCUUUAUUUUCUAAUUAAUUUAUAAAGGACUUGACAGAUGUUUUCUUUUGUUGCUUAGGUCAGAAUUAGAAAUUAGAAAUUAGAUUAAACUCCAGUAAUUAUCUUGUACUCACUGUGUUUCCCACAAGGAAACAACACAGACCAAACAAUUAUGUUUUGUGUUUUAAAUGUGGGACACAAAGAUCCCACAUUUUCAAAUAAGAUUCAUUUUAAAUCCUCAGAUGAGACUAAAUAAAAAAUAUGACGGCGUAUUAAGGCCAUUGAAGUAAAAAAUACAAAUUAAAUGACAGUGCCAAAGGAGAAGGGGGGGGGGGUAAUAUUAUGAGAAAUAAUACACCGAUUUAUGAGAAAAAAACUUGAAUAUUCUCUGAGAUUCUAAAGUCGUAAAUUUGUGAGAAAGAAACGCCAACAUUUUUACUUUAAUCAACCAAAAAAAAGGGCUUUAUUUUGCAAGGUUGUUAGCCACCGAGUGCAAAAUAUAUGAAUUAUAUAAGUAUUUAUCUAUGUUCAUAAAAGAACAUGAAAGAAACACGUUUAUGUAUCUUUCCGAACCUUCAGGUACAUUUUUUAUUGUUAAUUUGUGAGUUUUUGCCUCAUAAAUGUACCUCUUUAAUCUCAAAGAAUAUCCAGAUAUAUUUCUAGUAAAUUUAUGACUUUGACCUCUCAAAUUCUGAGUUUUUUCUCUGAAUAUUAUCCCCUUCCUGUCUCCGUAAUUAUCUUUUCUUUUUCUUUUUUUUACCUACAAUGUCCCUAAUAUCCCAUCAUAGGAAAAUGACACCAAACUUAUUUUUAAAGGCCGACUGACCUUGUUUUCCUUGAACAUGUGCGUCACUGUUUGUAUGACAGCAAACAUCCAGGAGUCAGUUGAUGUACUGUAGUUCACUCUGGAUGUUUAAGCUCUCAUCAGUCUGAUUAUCUGUCAUGAAACACAGUAUUGUUCGCUGCUGUAUGGAACCUUUUGACCACUCCUAAGUCAAUUUAUUGUUGUUUUAUGCUGAUUGUUUUGUUGCUGUAAUGCCACAUGAAAACAGCGUAAUCACUGGCAUGUGACAGUAGUUUCUGACAUAUUUCAGUGGCUGAUUAUUGGCAGUGGUGAAAAAAAAGAUCUACUGCCAAAGGAGCAGAAUUCCACUUAGAAAUCAGGGUAUUUAUGUAUAAACCGCACUGAUCAUGUAGAUAGUUGUAGUCUUUUAGAUUUUAUUUUAUUAAAGUAUUAGAAAGAGUCUACUUUAAAUGAUACAAACUGGAAAAACUGAUUUUUUUUAAAUUAUUUCUUUAAUAAUAUUUUGUGUGUUAAUCUUUUAAUAGUUUUAGUCAAAAUUAAAUGAUUAGUGUUUUAUUUUAGGUUCAUUUGUUGCCAUUUUUCUUCCAUAAAGAAGAAGAUGAACAGUGAUGCUGUUCUGUUAUAAAUCCUUAUAACUAUAAGACUGAUUCUGCUUGGGGUCAGUUUGUCAUCAUUUGUGUUUUUUAAUUAUUUUUUUUAUGUGCCAAUUAAUGUCACUUUUAAUUAAAUAUUGUCCUUUUAAUUCUUUAUAACAACCAACCUGAACCUGCUCUCAUUAAAUGUAACUCUCCAACUGUUUGGGAAUUUCUCUUGUUGUCUGUGUUACUCAGCACAAACGGUACGAUACUUAAACUGAUUGAUGAUUUUUAUAGUGCUAAGCUAACAAUUUACCCCUGUUUCCUGUCUUUGUGCUAAACUAUGCUAAACAUCUCGUGGCCAAUCAGAGUUUAAAACUGAUAUUUGACUCUUGGUUAGGAGACGAGCAGGAUGAUUUCCCAAAAUUUUAAUGUGAAUUUUUCUUUUUGAACUCAUCCCACUAAUGAUCUGAACUAAAUGUUACAUUUUCAUUUAAUAAAAAUCCAUGCUUAUUUAAUAUA